CAGUUUCUUUUGCUUCUACUGAGGAAGCAACUGCUCUCCUCAAAUGGAAAGCAACUUUCCAAAACCAGAAUAAUUCCUUAUUGGCUUCAUGGAAACUAAGUGCCAAGAAUUCUUCUAGCAUUGGAGGGGCAAGUUCUGAUGCAUGCAGGGAUUGGUAUGGAGUUAUAUGUGUUAAUGGCAGGGUAAACAGGUUGAAUAUUACAAAUGCUAGUAUUAUUGGUACACUCUAUGAUUUUCCAUUCUCAUCUCUCCCUUUUCUUGAAUAUGUUGAUCUUUGCAUGAACCAACUCUCUGGCACCAUCCCUCCUGAAAUAGGUAAACUGACUAAUCUAGUUUAUCUUGAAUUGUCGAUCAACCAGAUUUCAGGCAUAAUCCCACCACGAAUCGGCUCACUAGCCAAGCUUCAGACCCUUAAUAUCUCUGACAACCAAUUAAAUGGUUCCAUUCCUGCAGAAAUAGGGAAGAUGAAGUCGCUUGAGGAUUUAGGCUUACAGAAAAACAAUCUUUCUGGUCCGAUUCCAAAAACUAUUGGUGACUUAAGUGAGCUCAAAAUUCUGCACCUUUAUUCUAACCAACUUUCUGGUCCCAUUCCUACAGAGUUGGGGAAUCUAAGAAAUCUCAUUGAUCUAGAAUUAGCCAAUAAUCAGCUUACCGGUUCAAUUCCUGUUUCAUUUGGCAAUUUGAGAAACUUGCAAAGACUGCGACUCCGCACCAACAAACUUUCUGGUUCCAUUCCAAAAGAACUUGCAUAUUUGGAUAACAUGGUUAUGUUUUCAAUGACUGAAAAUCAGUUUUCAGGCCACUUGCCAGAGCAUUUUUGCCAAGGUGGAAAACUUGUGAAAUUCACGGUGGGUAAUAACAAGCUGACAGGUCCAAUACCAAGAAGCUUGAGCAAGUGCUCGAGUCUCAGAAGAGUUCGUUUUGAUAACAAUAGUUUCACUGGGAAUUUAUCGGAAAGUUUUGGUAUCUAUUCAGAGCUUCAGUUCAUUGAUUUGAGCGACAACGAUUUUUAUGGUGAACUCAGCAGCAACUGGGGAAAAUGCAAGAAUUUGACAAAUUUGCAGAUAGCUAGAAAUAACAUUAGUGGUAGCAUACCACAAGAGAUUGGAAACGUCAAAGGGCUUCUAGGACUUGAUCUUUCAUCUAAUCAUUUGGUUGGGCAGAUUCCAAAAGAAUUUGGAAAAUUGACCUCUCUAGUUAAACUUUUUAUGCAGAACAAUCACAUUUCUGGCAAUAUUCCGAGUGAACUUGGGUCACUGACAAAGUUAGAUUGCCUUGAUCUGUCAGACAAUAGAUUGAACGGGUCGAUCCCAAUAUUUAUCGGAGAUUACAUGAAUAUGUUUCUCUUGAACCUGAGCAACAACAAGUUUGGCCAGAAAAUUCCAAAGGAGAUUGGGAGGAUAACUCACCUAAGUGUACUUGAUUUGAGCCAUAACCUUCUAGAUGGAGAAAUACCCUCUCAGUUAGCCAGUUUGCUGGACUUGGAAAAGUUGAAUCUUUCUCACAAUGGCCUCUCUGGCCGCAUUCCUGAAGAAUUUGAAAGUAUGACUGGUUUGCGGGAUGUUGUCUUGUCAUACAAUGAGUUGGAUGGUCCAAUACCAAAUAAUAAAGCGUUUAUGAAUGCUUCAUUUGAAGGUAAUAAAGGUCUUUGCGGCAAUGUAACAGGAUUUCAGCCUUGCGAAAGGCCAUCUUCGAUGGUGAAGAAGCAGUCAAGAAGUAAAUUCAUCCUCGCCACUGUACUUCCUGUUAUGGGAGCACUAGUACUUCUCUGUGCUUUUACUGGUGUUCUUAUGUGUGAUAAAAGAAGGAAAGUUAAAGAUGUUGAAAGACGGGAUGAUGGUUUGUUUUCUAUAUUCUUGUUAGAUGGAAAGGCAUUGUACAGUGAUAUCUUAAACGCCACAGAGGAGUUUGAUGCAACAUUUUGCAUGGGGCAAGGAGGGCAGGGAAGCGUUUACAAGGUAAACCUUCCAUCAUUAGGAAGUAUAGCUGUGAAGAGAUUUCAUUCUUCAUUUGCGAAUACACAUUGCAAAAGCUUCACGAAUGAGGUAAAUGCAUUGAUAGGGAUUAAGCAUCGGAACAUUGUGAAACUCUAUGGCUUUUGUUCGAAUGCACAACACUCGUUCUUGGUUUACGAGUAUGUGGAGAGGGGGAGUCUGUUUAGUAUCUUGAGCAAUGAAGAUGAGUCCAAGAAUUUGGAUUGGCUUAAGAGGGUGAAUAUCAUCAAAGGUGUUGCUUUUGCUUUAUCUUACCUGCACCAGGACUGUUUGCCACCAAUUGUUCAUCGAGACAUAUCAAGCAGUAAUAUUUUGCUUGACUCUGAGUAUGAAGCUCGUGUUUCCGAUUUUGGAAUAGCCAAGCUUCUCAAGCCAGACUCGUCCAAUUGCACAACGCUUGCAGGCACAUAUGGCUAUGUUGCACCUGAGCUCGCAUAUACAAUGAAGGUUACAGAAAUGUGUGAUGUCUAUAGCUUUGGAGUAUUAGCAUUGGAGAUAAUCAAAGGAAAUCAUAUUGGGGAAUACAUUACUCUGCUAGCAAAUUCAUCGACUAGAGAUCACGUGCAGCUUAGUGAUUUGCUGGAUGAACGCCUUCCAUAUCCUGAAGAUAGAGUAAAGGAGGUUUUGGUUUUUAUCAUCAAUCUAGCAAGCUCUUGUUUGGUUGAAACUCCGAAAUCGAGGCCAACAAUGCACUUCAUCUCUCAUAGGUUAUCAAUUUAUCAUCAAUGGAUUCACGCCCACGUACUCAUCAUAGAUAAAAACCCCAUAGCUUGCAUAUACAAUGAAGGAUACAGAAAUGUGUGAUGUCUAUAGCUUUGGAGUAUUAGCAUUGGAGAUAAUCAAUGGAAAUCAUCUUGGGGAAUGCAUUACUCUGAUAGAAAAUUCAUCUACUAGAGACCAUAUGCAGCUUAGCGAUUUGCUGGAUGAACGCCUUCCAUAUCCUGAAGAUAGAGUAAAGGAGGUUUUGGUUUUUAUGAUCAAGCUAGCAAGCUCUUGUUUGGUUGAAACUCCAAAAUCGAGGCCAACAAUGCACUUCAUCUCUCAUAAAUUAUCAUCAAUGGAUCCGCGCCCACGUACUCAUCAAAUAAACCCCCAUCUACGGCCAGCUAUAAAUCCCUGAUAUGUAAGGUGUCUUUGUAUGGAAAUGCCUUUGACACCAAGUAGGUGUGAAGUAAGUAAUUUGAUGAGAACUAAAGGUCCAUGGCAAAAUUAUUACUGGGACUAGUAUUUUGUGUUGUCAGGGUGCUUAUAAAUAGCCAAUUUAGAAAAAU
This is a messenger RNA of Nicotiana tabacum (common tobacco), 3265 nucleotides long. RefSeq lists its product as uncharacterized. Gene Ontology annotation, molecular function: protein binding; protein kinase activity; ATP binding. The record is from RefSeq and is a predicted model, not a curated record. NCBI's taxonomy places the organism in Eukaryota, Viridiplantae, Streptophyta, Magnoliopsida, Solanales, Solanaceae. Gene Ontology annotation, biological process: protein phosphorylation.